This is a messenger RNA of Salvia miltiorrhiza (redroot sage), 767 nucleotides long. RefSeq lists its product as uncharacterized. The record is from RefSeq and is a predicted model, not a curated record. NCBI's taxonomy places the organism in Eukaryota, Viridiplantae, Streptophyta, Magnoliopsida, Lamiales, Lamiaceae. Gene Ontology annotation, molecular function: zinc ion binding; nucleic acid binding. The transcript is spliced from 4 exons. The coding region runs from base 216 to 575 and encodes 119 amino acids.
GUUAUGGGCUUUCAAAUUAAUAAUGUUCAGUGAUAUGGUCCAAGAGCUCUUUAUACUUGGUCACAUACACAAAGUCGCAGUUGAACAAAUAAAUAACAAGCCUUCUACCAGAAACAAGCCUUUGCGGCUUCACCGCCAUCUAGGGUUUUCGGUUUCUCAAUUCCGACCAAAUCAAAAAUUCGAAUUUCCCAAUUUGCUUCAUACAUUGAAGAAGAAUGGGCGGAAAGUGUCCGCACAGGAGUGUGAAGAAGCGUCGCUACUCUCAUAAAUCAUUUAGGCGCAGCAAAUUUCUUAUCAAGGGCGACGACGCCGUUUACGAUGAGCUUCAGAAAGCGGAGGGACAGAGCAAGCCCUUGCCCGUGGAUGAAGAUCUUCCAGGAAUGGGCCAGUACUAUUGUUUUCACUGCGAUCGCUAUUUUGCUAAUGUGGCUGUCAGAGAUGAACAUUUCAAGACCAAGCGGCAUAGGAAACGUGUGAAGAUAAUGAUGGGUCCUGCACCUCACACACAACUGGAUGCUGAUAUAGCUGCUGGAAUGGGAAAGCCAGACAAUGGCCCCAAGUUAAUGUCAAUGUAAACUUAUUCCUAUGUGUUUGUUUGAUCUAGCUGCUUUUUUCCCCUUGUUAUUUUAUUACAGUGAUACAGAGUGGCAAUCUUUAAUUUUAAGCUUGUGCUAGUAUGUCGCAAAUGAUGGUACCUUACCUUCUUAGUUAUAGAUUCUCAAAGUCACUGCGAUUUUCUUUUUGCAAUAUAGUUGAGUUUUACUCAA